GCUGGUCCCUCCAAAUUCCCUCUUCUUUUUUCGAUUCUUCUUUCCCUUUCCCUCGAAUCAUUUCCUCUCUCAUUCAAUCUCAUGGUCGAUCGAUUCCUCUGGAAGUUUCUCCAUUGAAAUCGCCGAGAUUCAGAGGAGAUGCCGCUCUUCAUUUCCGACGAAGAGUACUCCCGGUGCUCAAACGACGUCGCUUUGGUCGCCGAGAAGGCGGAUUCCUUCAUCAGAGACCUCUACAACGAGCUCCAGACCGUCAAAGCUCAGGCCGAUGCCGCCUCCAUCACCGCCGAGCAGACUUGCUCUCUUCUUGAGCAGAAGUACAUCUCUCUCUCCCAAGAAUUCUCCAAACUCGAAUCUCAAAACGCCCAACUCAACUCCUCUCUUCAAGAACGACUCUCAGAGCUCGCCCAAAUCCAAGCUGAAAAGCACCAGCUCCACCUCAAAUCCAUUGAGAAAGAUGGAGAGAUUGAGCGGUUGUCUACUGAGGAGUCGGAGCUUCAUAAAUCGAAAAGGCAGUUGCUUGAGUUUUUGGAGCACAAGGAUUUGGAGAUUAGUGAGAAAAAUGCUACAAUCAAAAGUUACUUGGAUAAGAUUGUUAACAUGACAGACACUGCUGCUCUAAGGGAGGCUCGACUGAGUGAUGCCGAGGCAGAGUUGUCACGUUCUAAGGCUGCAUGUGCACGUCUUUUACAGGAGAAAGAACUUAUUGAAAGGCAUAAUGUUUGGCUUAAUGACGAGUUAACAUCUAAAGUUAAGAGUCUCACUGAGCUACGAAGAACACAUGUUGAACUUGAGGCAGACAUGUCUACUAAGCAUUCAGAUGUUGAGAGACGAUUGAAUGAAUGCUCUAGCUCUUUGAAAUGGAAUAAAGAAAGAGUGAAAGAGCUAGAAAUGAAGUUGACAUCAAUGCAACAGGAGUUGUGCUCAUCAAAAGAUGCUGCUGCAGCCAAUGAACAGAGGCUUUCUGCUGAAAUCAUGACUGUAAACAAACUUGUUGAACUGUACAAAGAGAGUUCAGAGGAAUGGUCCAGAAAGGCAGGAGAGCUUGAGGGUGUGAUCAAAGCUUUGGAAACACAUUUGAUUCAAGUUGAAAAUGACUAUAAAGAGAGACUUGAAAAGGAAGUAUUUGCCAGAAAGGAACUCGAAAAGGAGGCAGCAGAUUUGAAAGGGAAACUCGAAAAGUGUGAGGCUGAGAUGGAAACUAGUAGAAGAGCAAAUGAGCUAAAUCUUCUUCCACUCAGCAGUUUAAUUACUGGAACCACAUGGUUGGAUUCUUUUCAAACCAAUGACAUGGUUGAAGAUAACUGCAUGCUUGUCCCCAAGAUUCCAGCGGGUGUUUCAGGGACUGCAUUAGCAGCUUCGCUUCUGCGCGAUGGCUGGAGUCUGGCUAAGAUGUAUAGCAAAUAUCAAGAGGCUGUUGAUGCCUUGCGACAUGAGCAAUUAGGAAGGAAGCACUCUGAAGCAAUGUUGGAACAGGUCCUGCAUGAAAUAGAGGAGAAAGCUGUAGUCAUUUUGGAUGAGAGAGCGGAACAUGAGAGAAUGGUUGAAGGAUACUCUGCAAUCAACCAAAAACUGCAGCAAUCUCUUUCUGAGCAGUCGAAUUUGGACAAAACAAUCCAGGAACUUAAGGCUGACUUGAGGCAGCAAGGACGUGACUACGCUGUGGCUCAGAAAGAGAUUGUUGACCUGGAGAAACAGGUGACGGUGCUUUUAAAGGAAUGCCGAGAUAUACAGCUUCGUUGUGGAUUGGUGGGUCAUGAUUUCGCUGAUAACGGUACAAUUACUGCUGCUGAUGAGAUGAAUGCAGAGUCUAAUUCUGACGAAGUAAUUUCAGAACGGCUUUUGACUUUUAGGGAUAUAAAUGGAUUAGUUGAGCAGAAUGUCCAGCUCCGAAGCCUUGUACGCAGCCUUUCUGACCAACUUGAGGAUAAAGAUAUGGAGUUGAAGGAGAAGUUUGAACUGGAGCUCAAAAAGCAUACUGAUCAGGCUGCCUCUAAAGUUGCAGCAGUGUUAGAAAGAGCUGAAGAGCAAGGGCGCAUGAUUGAAUCACUUCACACCUCUGUUGCAAUGUACAAACGGUUGUAUGAGGAGGAACAUAAACUUCAUUCAUCUUUCCCCCAUUCUGCAGAAGCAGCUCCAGAAAAUGGAAGGAAGGACCUCAUGCUUCUUCUUGAAGGUUCUCAGGAAGCUACGAAAAAGGCCCAAGAACAAGCUGCUGAACGUGUCAGAUCUCUUCAAGAGGAUUUGGCGAAGUCUAGGAGUGAGAUCAUAUCAUUGCGAUCAGAGCGUGACAAAUUUGCUUUGGAAGCAAAUUUUGCACGAGAGAGACUUGAAAGCUUUAUGAAAGAAUUUGAACAUCAGAGAGAUGAAGCUAAUGGCAUCCUAGCAAGAAAUGUGGAAUUCUCUCAGCUAAUAGUUAAUUACCAACGAAAGAUACGUGAAAGUUCUGAAUCUUUGCAUACCGUCGAGGAACUUUCUCGAAAGCUAACUAUGGAGGUGUCUUUUUUGAAGCAUGAAAAAGAAAUGUUGUCAAAUUCUGAAAAAAGAGCUUCUGAUGAAGUUCGUAGUUUGUCUGAGAGGGUCCACCGUCUGCAGGCGACUUUGGACACUAUCCAUAGCACUGAGGAAUUUCGUGAGGAGGCUAGAACUGUGGAGAGGAGAAAACAAGAGGAGCAUAUAAGACAGAUUGAGAGGGAAUGGGCUGAGGCAAAGAAAGAGCUACAAGAAGAACGUGAUAAUGUUCGGACGCUCACACUUGACAGGGAACAGACUAUAAAAAAUGCCAUGAGACAAGUUGAAGAAAUGGGAAAAGAACUUGCUAAGGCCUUGCAAGCGGUUGCAGCUGCUGAGGCUAGGGCUGCUGUUGCAGAGGCUCGAUACUCUGAUCUGGAGAAAAAGUUGAAAUCUUCUGAAACCAAGGUUGUUGAGAUUAAUGGUGAAUGUGGACCCUCCUCGUCCUCAGCUCAUGAGGCUGUUGUGGACUUGCAUAUUGAGAAAGAAGAGAUAGAAAAAUUGAAGGAAGAAGCACAGGCUAACAAAGCUCAUAUGCUACAGUAUAAAAGCAUAGCAGAGGUGAAUGAAGCUGCACUGAAACAGAUGGAAUAUGCUCAUGAAAACUUCAGGAUUGAGGCAGAUAAGCUAAAGAAAUCACUGGAAGCAGAGGUUAUGUCACUUAGAGAGAGGGUUUCUGAACUUGAAAAUGAAGCUAUUUUGAAGUCCAAAGAAGCAGCAUCUACAGCUGCAGGAAAUGAAGAGGCUCUUGCUUCUGCUUUAGCUGAAAUUGGUAGUCUAAAGGAAGAAAAUUCAAUCAAAAUGUCCCAAAUUGCGGCGAUUGAAAUUCAAAUUUCUGCUUUGAAAGAUGAUUUGGAGAACGAGCAUCGACGUUGGCGUUCUGCACAAGACAAUUAUGAAAGACAGGUCAUCCUACAAUCAGAGACAAUUCAGGAGUUGACAAAAACAUCACAAGCUUUGGCUUUGCUGCAGAAGGAGGCUUCUGAAUUGCGUAAACUGGCAGAUGCAAAAAAUGCUGAAAAUAACGAAUUAAAGGGGAAGUGGGAAGUGGAGAAGUCAAUGUUAGAGGUGGCAAAGAAUGAAGCUGAAAAGAAAUAUGAUGAGAUUAACGAACAGAACAAGAUCCUACAUAGUCGGCUAGAGGCUUUGCACAUCAAAUUGGCUGAAAAGGACCGCAGAUCUGUUGGAAUAUCCUCGAGUAGUGGUUUGGAUCCACUUGGUGAUGCUGGAUUACAGAAUGUGAUUAAUUAUCUACGUCGCUCGAAGGAAAUAGCAGAAACAGAGAUCUCUUUGUUGAAACAGGAAAAGUUGCGAUUACAAUCCCAACUUGAGAGUGCUUUAAAGGCAACAGAGACAGCCCAAGCAUCACUUCAUGCUGAGCGUGCAAAUUCAAGAACAUUGUUGUUCACAGAAGAAGAGAUCAAAUCCCUACAACUUCAGGUUAGAGAAAUGAACUUGCUUCGGGAAAGCAACAUGCAAAUCAGAGAGGAGAACAAGCAUAAUUUUGAGGAGUGCCAGAAAUUACGUGAAGUAGCUCAAAAAGCUAGGAUUGAGACUGAGAAUUUGGAGGUUCUACUGAGGGAGAGUCAAACUGAAGUGGAAACUUGUAAGAAAGAAAUUGAAAUGCAAAGGACGGAAAAAGAUCAAUUGGAAAAGAGGGUUGGUGAGUUGCUUGAGCAGUCCAAAAAUAUUGAUGUGGAAGAUUAUGAGCGCAUGAAACAUGAUUUUCAUCAGAUGCAGAUAAAUCUAAGAGAGAAGGAUGCUCAAAUAGAGGAAAUGAAGAGACAUGUAUCUGAGAAGCAGGAUAGAAUCUCAAAGUUGGAACAAGACAUUGCGAACAGCAGGUUGGAACUAAGUGAGAGGGAGAACAAGAUAAAUGAUAUUUUGCAAGCUGAGGCCAAUAUGAAAGCAGAGUUAGAGAAGCAAAAGAAGGUGACAGCUCAAUUAAAGAAGAGGUUGGAGGCCUUGUCAAGGGAAAAGGAGGAACUGAGCAAAGAGAAUCAAGCUCUUUCCAAACAGUUGGAGGAUUACAAACAAGGGAAAAGGUCCAUUGGGGAUGUUUCAGGUGAACAGGCCAUGAAAGAGAAGGAGAAGGAGAAGGAAAAAGAUUCCAGGCUACAGACUCUGGAGAAAGCUCUCGAGAGGCAGAGGGAGGAGUAUAGGAAGGAGAGGGAUGACCAUCGAAUGGAGAAAGCAAAGCGCCUGAAGACUGAGAAGACAAUCGUGGAUUCUAUUAAGAAUGUUAAUCAGGAGAAAGCAAAGCUGGUAGAUGAACUUGAGAAACAUAAGCUGGCUCUUAAGAGGGUCUCAGACGAACUCGAAAAACUCAAGCAUGCCAAAGGCAAUCUACCUGAGGGUACCUCAGUGGUUCAGCUUCUUUCUGGGCCUCUCUUGGAUGAUCUUGCUGCUGCCUAUGCACUGACUGUAGAAAAUUUUGAGAAGUUGGCACAUUCAGUUUUUAGUGAGCUUGGAGCUCGUGCUCUGCCGCUAGAUCCUUCUUCAACUGUUGAUACUUCUUCUUCAGCAGCUACUACUGGUUUAACAGCUCCUGCCCAACCUCCAAGUAUCUUGACUCCAGUGGUUCCUGCAACCAGCUAUUCACCAGCCAAAGCUGCCGAAGAAAGAGAGAAGAGAUUGGCUAUUCUUAAAACCAAUGCUGAAACGCGUAAAACUGGAAGGAAGUUGGUUCGGCCUCGUCUUGUGAAAAGUGAGGAGCCCCAAGGUGAUGUAGAUAUGGCUGAGAUUGAGGGGCCUAACAAUGGAGGGAAACCUGCACCUUCUCAGGACACAGAAACUCAAACUCUACCCCCAGUUCGCAAACGUUUAGCUUCUUCAUCCACUUCUGAUUUACAAGAAGAUACUCAGAUUCAAGGGGAGACUACCUCAGAUGUGGCACCACCUGUGCUAAAGAGAUCCAGAGGCUCAGAUUCCCCACAAGAGGCUGCUGAAGGACAGGCUGCUGCUUCUUUGGAAAAUCUUGAAACUCUUCGGGCCAUCGAAGAAUCUUUUGAUGCCAUUGCUGAUUUACCUCAAGGCUCCAAUGAGGAAGCCAUCGAUGUUGAGAAAGAAGAGGCAGAGAUUUCUGAAGGACAAACUGAGGAGCCAAAGGAACCAGCACAAGUAGAUGGCACGAGUGAAGUUGAAUUGCCGAAUGAGAGAGCCAGUGCUGUGGAAGAGGUUUUGGUUAAGCCAAUUGAAAGAGAAGUGGUGUUUGAUGAUGGACCAAAGGAUCAGGCUGAGCAAGACAUUCAACCAUCAAUGAUAGAAUUGGGAAGUGAAAAGGAAGAGGGAGAGCUGGACCCAGAUGUUACGGAUAUUGAGGGUGGUGGUGACAUGUGUAAUAUAACAGGGGGCACAACAAUAGGUGAGGGUCAGCCUGAGACUGUGGUAGUUCCUGUGACUUCACCAGCUGGGGGUGAUGAGGAAGGUCUAGUCACUGCAGCAGUGGACAUUGGUGAUAUUAAUUCCCCUGAGAUUCUAAAUGAUGAAAAAACAGCCGAAGGUGAUGUAAUGGAAGAGGUUGCUGAGGGUUCUGAUAAGUCGAAUGAUGGUAAUGAGCAGAUAGCCGUGGAGACUGACCAAACUCCUGAAGCUGCUAUGGGUUCUGAAAGUACUUCGACUAGUACUAGUACUGUUGUAGAUGUUGGUGUUUCAAAACAAGGUAGCCCCACCGUACCAGCAGAUCCAGAAGAGGUAAAACAGGCAUUGCCUGUUGGUAGCAGCUCAACUACCAUAAAUUUACAGGAGAGGGCUAGACAGAGAGCAAUGCUUAGACAGGCUGGAGUUCUUUCUCCUUCAGUUGGUAGAGGCCGUGGAAGGGCAAUAACUCGUGGUCGAGGUGUGCGGGGUGGACGGGGACGUGCUGGACGUGGACAAUCAUCUGGUGAUCAAGGUUAAGCUUGAAAGUUGGUAUGCAACCGUUUACACUAGCCUUGCCCUUUUCUCCUUGUGGAGGUUUUUUUUAGCUCUUCAUGAACAUAUUGCUUUUGAGUUAUCACAUAGGUAUUGGAUUUAGACCCUUGAGGGAGCAUUUUGACUAUCACUGUUAAUAUACAUUGAUGGAUGAAUAAUGCACUCCAUAUCCUUGGAAAA
Messenger RNA from Vitis vinifera (wine grape), 6600 nucleotides. RefSeq names its product nuclear-pore anchor. The transcript has 48 exons. The coding region runs from base 139 to 6405 and encodes 2088 amino acids. Gene Ontology annotation, molecular function: structural constituent of nuclear pore. Gene Ontology annotation, cellular component: nuclear pore. Lineage: Eukaryota; Viridiplantae; Streptophyta; Magnoliopsida; Vitales; Vitaceae. The record is from RefSeq and is a predicted model, not a curated record. Gene Ontology annotation, biological process: protein import into nucleus; mRNA export from nucleus.